CAAACCCGGAAGUGCAGUCAAAACAAAUCUCGGACCUCUCACAUGGUCCGAUAUUUACAACGGUUUUGUUUUAUUUUUUUUGCUGUGCAUUAUAUGAGAUAUUCAAUUGUAUUUGUAGGGUAUGUCACGUAAAGCACUUUCAUUCGCUGAUUCACCGAUUACUUUCGGCGAUUAGAAAAGUUUGCAGGGGAAGUGUCCCUCCAGUGUCGCCACCACGCAUCUCCCCAAACCCGCCAUUCACCACGACCGAGUCCCCGCCGUGUUCCGUCGGCGUGGAAGACGACAAGGCAUCGCUGUGUGGGGCGACGUUUAAUUCAUGUAUGGACCGACAGCGGCUAUGCCGCUGUCACCCUGGCGAGGCCUGGCGUGCAGCCCACCGGAGGCGGGGAAUCGGCACAACACCGCCCGUUGAGUGUGGACACAUUAGGGUGAAGUUCACUCAGAGGUUGUGUGACGCUCUGUCCCGAAGCCUUGGGACUCGCCACAUGUUUUGGUACGGCACCACUCUAGCCUAACCAAACCCAGAGAUCCGGGGAACAGGUUCGGUGAAUGUCGCCCGGAGGUCUGCAGAACCCUCAUCAUGCAUUCCGACCUUUUUGACUGAAAAAAGCCCCAUGCCAAGGAGCAGUGCAGUCCUGAUUUUGGAUUUGAUGUCGGACUACCUUCACAUUCGGGGUGAGUAGUGGCCCCAUACAUGUGGAUAUAGUAGGCAUGUUGCAAUUUCCUCUAUACAAGGCGAACCGGUUUUCUGUUUUCUUUGUUUGUAAUAUGAACAGACACAACAUUGUUUGCAUGAACUUAAAAACUAGUGGAACUGUUCCCAGGCUACUCCUGUGUACUGCCUGAUAAGUGUUCGUCAGGACGGUGUCUCUCAUUCCUUCCUUCCGCCGGUUCACCGAGAAACGAAGACAAUCUGAACUGCCCUUCAGCGGCUGUACCCGUAGGAGCCCGCCGCUAUGGAGCAGAUGUACUUCUCGGUGGUGGAUUAUGUGAUAUUCGCCCUCCUGCUAUUGGCCUCUAUGGCGAUCGGGGUCUACUACGCCUUGUCGGGGGGGCGUCAGCGCACCACGCAGGAAUUCCUUCUGGCGGACCGCAGCAUGGCCGCGGUGCCCGUCUCCCUCUCCCUCAUCGCGUCCUUCCAGUCGGCCGUGGCGAUCGUGGGCAUCCCUGCGGAGGUGUACGCCAACGGCACCCAGUUCUGGUUUAUCGGCUGCGCCUACGUCCUGGGCCUGCUCAUCCCGGCCCAAGUGUUCGUCCCCUUGUUCUACCGACUGCGUCUGUCCAGCGCUUAUGAGUAUCUAGAGCGUCGCUUCAACAAGGCCGUGCGCAUCUGUGGAACGCUGACUUUCAUCUUCCAGACGGUGAUCUACAUGGGGGUCUGUAUAUAUACGCCAGCGUUUGCACUCAAUAAAGUAACUGGACUUCCACUGUGGGGAACGGUGUUGGCUACUGGACUCGUUUGCACGGCCUACACAACAAUAGGCGGGCUGAAGGCGGUGAUCUGGACGGACGUGUUCCAGACGGCGGUGAUGUUUGCAGGGCAGCUGGCCGUCAUCGUGGUUGGGGUGCAGCAGGCGGGAGGUGUGAAGGCCGUCUGGGACCGCGUGUUGGAGGGAAACCGCAUCUCCGGCCUGGACCUGAACCCCGACCCCACGGAGAGACACACGUUCUGGACGCUAGCGGUGGGCGGGGUGUUCCUCAUGCUGGCUCUGUACGGCGUGAACCAGGCCCAGGUGCAGCGCUACCUCAGCGCCCGCACAGAGAGGGAGGCGGUCAGGUCCUGCUACAUGGUGAUCCCGGCUCUGCAGGUGGCUCUGGCUCUGAGCUGCGUGAUGGGCCUGGUCAUGUUCGCACGCUACUGUGGAGAAGACCCCUCCCGGAGACCGGGCUCCCUGUCCGGGGACGCUAUGGUGCUGUUCUUCGUGAUGGACAUGCUGCAGGGCCUUCCCGGGCUGCCCGGCCUCUUCAUCGCAUGCUUGUUCAGCGCUGCCCUCAGCUCCAUCUCCUCCGCCUUCAACUCCCUGGCAACGGUUACCAUGGAAGACCUCAUCAGACCACGCUACCCAGCGAUGACGGAAGCCAGAGCGACGCUCCUGUCUAAAGGCCUCGCCAUGUCGUACGGCCUGCUGUGUCUGGCCAUGGCAUACUUCACUCACCUGAUGGGAGAGUCCGUCCUUCAAGUAGCGUUGAAGAUCUUCGGCAUGGUGGGCGGGCCGUUGCUGGGCGUGUUCUCCCUGGGGAUGUUCUUCCCCUGGGCCAACUCCACAGGGGCCCUCGUUGGCCUGGGGGCCGGCCUUGCCACGGCCUUCUGGAUUGGCGUCGGCAGCAUCAUGACGCGCGGUGGUGGCAGCGGCGGCGGCGUCCUGCCUUCAAACUGUUCCGUUGCCUGGCUGCUCUCGGGGAACACCACCGUCUCACACGCCAACAUGUCUGUCGUUCCCGCCAUCUUUUUCAAUAUCAGCGCCACGCCCCCAACGCUGAGGCCGACAGGGCUGAGGAGGCUCUACUCCCUGUCCUACAUGUGGUACAGCGGACUCAGCUGUCUGGUGGUGGUGCUGGUCGGACUGCUCGUCAGCUUUCUAUCAGGUCCAAUGAAAGAGGAGGACGUGUUCCCGGGCACUGUGUACCCCCUGCUGGGGAAUCUAUUGUUCUUCUUGCCUGAUCGCUACAAGAAGAAGCUGUGUUGUACGGGACAGAGCACGCACGCGGAGGACAGGAACGGAGACAUCUUCUCGUCGGACAAAGGAGCCACGGAGGCAGAGACCAAGGUGCUGCUUCGUGCCUCGGACCCCCUUCUGAUGGAGCGCGAGACCUCGGUGUGACCGGCAAGAUGGAUCGUGUGACCUCUGUUCGACCGUCAAGAUGGAUCGUGUGACCUCUGUUCGACCGUCAAGAUGGACUGUGUGACCUCGUUAUGACCUCAAAGUGUUCCAGAACCACGUGUCUGUGAAGUGCUCACCGGUUGUUGGAGGUACUAUGGAAGAGUUGGUCCGUACCAGGGAGGAACUCAAAAUGGGAUAUUCCCACACCGGGGUAGCAUCACUGACAUCAAGGCAUCCAGUUUUGGGAAGGCAAGACACACUCAAAGAAUGUAAUUUGAGUUUUUAAUUAGUUUUUCGCUGCAUCUCAGAAGGACUUGCUGCAAUAUGAUGUGUAAUUCAUCACGCAGAAUUACGAUUGAGUUCCCAAGCGUAAACUCAUACCACCAAGUGAACCAAACGUUGGAGAAGAAGCUGAUCAUCAUAAAGAUAAAGAAUUGUGUAUUGUUUUUCUUAUAAUCCAAAAUAACUAAAUAUGUGUGAUAUCCUUUUUCCCUCCUCUAUUGACUUUUGUAUGCGUUUUUUUACUUGCUACCGCAAGACCAAAGGUUAACUGGAUGCGUAUAGAUGAGACAACACAGAAUGUUGUGUUUUAGACUUGAAUGUGCCAAGAUGAAAAUCGAGUCAACAUAACGGGGGGUGAAUGAUUUUUUACAUGUUAAGCAUUUCCUUAUUUUUCUUUUACGCUAAACUACAAUUCUCAGGAUAAUCGUUACGUUCGCUUUCCUUUUUUUUGCAGAUCAUUUUGUUACUGUCACACCUCGUGAUCCCUUCUUGGUUAAUGGAUGUGUUUGGUUAAGCUGUAUUUGGUUAAUAUUUGGGUUUAUUUUAUGUGCAUUGAUGACCUGAUGUUUACCUUUUUCAAAAAAAAGCAGAGUAAAGUUUUUUUUUCAAUUCUACUCCAUA
Messenger RNA from Gadus morhua (Atlantic cod), 3725 nucleotides. RefSeq names its product solute carrier family 5 member 6 (gene slc5a6b). The record is from RefSeq and is a predicted model, not a curated record. Gene Ontology annotation, biological process: sodium ion transport; transmembrane transport. Gene Ontology annotation, molecular function: symporter activity. The transcript is spliced from 15 exons. The coding region runs from base 957 to 2822 and encodes 621 amino acids. Gene Ontology annotation, cellular component: membrane. NCBI's taxonomy places the organism in Eukaryota, Metazoa, Chordata, Actinopteri, Gadiformes, Gadidae.